Molecule: messenger RNA, 3564 nt
Organism: Linum trigynum
Lineage: Eukaryota; Viridiplantae; Streptophyta; Magnoliopsida; Malpighiales; Linaceae
Source: the annotation of a GenBank genome assembly
AUCCAGAUAGCAGAUACCAACUAAUAUCUACAAUCAACCAACUAGUAUUCAGUAUGAAUACUCUUAUGGAUUAUCUGAAUACUCUUAUGUGUUAUCUGGAUACUGAUUAUGUGUUGUCUAGAUAUUAGUUUGUGAACUUGGGAUAAUAGUUGAUUCAUUGUGGAUAUCAGUUAGCAAUUUUUGAAUAGUAUGUGUUUUCUAGAUACUUUAGUACUUGGAUAUUAGUUCAUGUAUUUUGGAUAUCAGUUAGUAUCUGCUAACGAAUCUUCAAGUAAGCAGAUUAACUUUUCCCCCCAAAACCAGCACCCGUUGAUUCUAGCACUCUUUUUUUUUAUCUGUUUUUCUGACAAUCAAGCAAUCUGAACAAAAAAGGAAAAAGAUUAGAUGAAGGAAUGAUAAAUCACCCAGAACCCCAACUCAGAUCUCGUACAACAUCAAUCAAUAAGAUCCACUUCCUCAAAUUAUUGAGCCCUUUCGUAUCGAAAGCCCUCUACUGGUUUUGUUAGUAAAGGAACAAAAAAAAGAACGGUUGCCGAAUCUGGAGCUGAGUCGCAGACUAUGUUGUUUUCUUUAAAGCGUUCGCGACACUGCCUUUGUUGCUCACGACAUACUAUCAACCGAUCGUUUCCAAGAUAAAAACAACUCUUCUUGGAUGCUUGGCGGUUUUGUGCAAAAACCGGAGCUCUUUAAACACUCUCUCGCUCGUGUUUAUGCUAUUUGGUGGUGCGUCUAGAGGGCUUUGAGAGACGGCUAUUUAUAGGAGCCGAGACCUCGAAAAAUAUACCCUCUGACUUGGGGAAUAAAUCGUGUUAAUUAGGAAGAUAAUUACUUCCCUCAUUAAACGAACAAGGGCUUGGUCUAGUGGUUAUACCACUAGCCUAGAACCUGGAGGUCCCAGGUCGAAACCCUUCAGUAGUACUUAAUGACAACAAAAUGAAAACUAUAUUACCCUUAUCCAAAAAAAAAUACUUCCCUCAUUAAACCACGUCGGUAAGAUAAUUACUGGCCGAACUAUCUCUCGAAUAUUCCAUUGAGUUAAUUAUCUUCGUAUCGGUUAAGGAUACAAAAUAAUUAAUUAAGAAUUUCUCUAAAAAAUAUAAGUCAGUUCCCGGCCCACCCACCCACCCACACGCUCGAACAGUAGGCCAAACAAGCGGUGAUAUGAUCCUAAAACUCCCCUUAAACGCAUGUUAAUUGGAUGUCACAGAAUCAACUCAUGUUGGAAGGAAGAAAGGUCGAAUUUGGCUAAGUGUUCGAAAUGUUUCAUGGUGCUUGCUUUACAGGUUCGUAUCUUACAUCGCCGUCGAUGGAAAUGCAAGAGAAAGGUGGGAAAUUGAAGAACAAGUGUUUAUUUACAACUUCGAGGGGUUGGUUGCACGAGUUAAAGUCCAUAGGUGCUUGAUCAAGAUGCCUCAAGUUGUUAUGAUGAAACUGGAAGACUGCUUGAUUUUGGUUAAGUUUGGAAGCAGGUCGAGCUGCCAUCUUGGGAGGCUUAUUCAAUGCAAAUGGAGGAUCGUCGAUAGAAGAGAGGAGUUGGAACUUGAAGCACGAGAUCAGGGGAAGAAUCGACUGAAGCCUGUUUGGGUCGAACCUCUUUGGAAGGCCUCGAACGAAAGCCUCAAAGUGGCUAUGGAAGGUGGAUUGAUGACUUGCGCAGGAAGGCAGAACCUUGGAAGUGAAGCAACUACAACCUGUUUCCUUUUUUAGUUUGGAUUCUUAUUUCCUUGUUUGUUUAAGAGUUAGAUUUGAUUUUGAUUCGAGCCAAAUUGUACGCAUUUUAUCCAUGUUUUCCUUCGGCGUUUGUGGCAUUUAUGCUCCUAAAAGGGUGGUUUUACACUAGGUUUCUUAUAUUUUAGCGUGUUUCAGGAUCUAACAGGUGAAACCAGCCCCGUAGUCAAAAGUUGGAAGAAAGGAGCAAAGACCGGGAAAAGAGGUGAUUUAAGGCUAAGUUCACAGUUUCCCUUGGGAGUUUACUGUCUGCUAAGACCAUGAACUGGAAUAAAAAACCGUGAACCGCGAGGCACCAGAGCAUUCUCAGAGGUUACUGACGCCAGGUGAGUUCACGGUCACUAAGACCGUAAACUGGAGUUGUUGCCCGUGAACCCAAGCCAGUGAAGCGGUGCGUUUCGACGCGACGCACUGAGUUCACGGACUCGUGCACGAGUUCACGACCGUGAACUGGAACCAUGAACUGAGCCCUAUCCCUUUAUAAAAUGUGAGCUGAAAGGAAGAGAGAAAGAGAGAGCCGAAGAGUGAGAAAGUGUCUUCUUCUUCAGAUUUUAGAGAAAGAAUGAACCAAGGAAUAAAGAAGGCUAGGGUUUGCUCCCAGUGGUGAAUUCGGAAGAAUCUCCCCAAGGGAAGAUCAACACAAGCUCAAAGAAUAUUGGAGGCAUCACCAUGAUGGUUUCUACUUCUUCCUCUUGUGUUCUUCCCCUUUCUAGCAUGGAGUAGUUUCAUUUUUCACUUGGGUGUUGUGAAACCCUAACUAUUUGCCAUGUAGUUUGUUGUGUGAAUUAAAUGAUUGUUUAUGGGUGUUGUUUAAUUUAAUGAUUGAGGUAUUUUUCAUGAUGAUUGUGCAUGUUUGUGUUUGGCAAUCCAAUUGACCAUUCUAACCUAGUUUAGAGGGAAAACCCCUUUCAAAGGAGGCUCAAUUGAGUUGGGAUUCCUUGGGCUUUUUAAGCCACCUAUCUAGGUUAAUAUAGGGCAACCUCUAUCUUGAAUUAAACAAUUUGGUUAAGCGCGAUUAAGCCGUCCAACCAUUAGGUUGAGUGUGAGAGUAAGUCAAUCCUCAAUUGCCUUAACCAAGAGGGAUACUUGAGUAGCCUAUAAUGUAUGAUGUAUCCCUUGGUUUGGCAAUCGAGAGUGUGGUAUAUGCCCAUAGUUGCAUUUCCUAGCGGUUUGUGGUCACCUUGCCCGUAACGGUCCAUUCGAUUCCACUUUCCAUGGAAGUAGUUAGAGGGAAGCGACACCCGAGUGAUCCUUCUUACAUUAAGCUUUCAAAACCAUUUACUUUUUAUUUUCUUUAAUUCAUUAUUCCUACUUUUCAACCGAAAGAUCAAUCCGCUAGAUAAUGUUUCAAACAAUUAAAGUAGGGGUACAUGGAUCGGCCCGGGUUGAUAUUUAAGCAUACUUGCCCUAUAUUGCACCCUACUAAGGUUUAUACUUGGGCCUUAGGUGGGAUUUAAUUGUGAUAUUCGGGACGAGUCAGAUUCCUAGUUAGUUAAGAAGUGGAAUUGACGUUUUAAUUGUCAAUUUAAAGGCCUGGAAGCCUCGUGUAAUUGGUAGAGAAGAUUGAAUGAAAUUAUGACUUCGUCCCCAAACCCUUGUGUGUUAGUCGAGUUCCCAGCAACAAGCUUGCUUCGUAUCGAUUGAAAUCGCAUCAAUCAUGGCCAAGGUUCAAUUUAAACCAAUCGAGCCUUCUUCCACAUGAAAGAUUGCACCUUUGGGUCCUUUUUACGUUUUAAGUUUGAUCAACAUCGAUCUCUUCUCCGAGGAGAUCGGUGUUGCGCCCUUUGAUCUCAAAACAAAGCACAUUCGUGCUUGUAUUAAACGUACGGCGUGCGC